Molecule: messenger RNA, 1697 nt
Organism: Mercurialis annua (annual mercury)
Lineage: Eukaryota; Viridiplantae; Streptophyta; Magnoliopsida; Malpighiales; Euphorbiaceae
Product: 7-deoxyloganetic acid glucosyl transferase-like
Exons: 2
Coding region: 77-1552 (491 amino acids)
Molecular function (GO): UDP-glycosyltransferase activity
Source: RefSeq, a predicted model, not a curated record
AGAUAGUAGGUAAAAUUGGAAAACUUUUCACUACUAUAUUAUAGUGAAUCUCAGUGUAAACUUUAAUCACUAAAAAAUGAAAUCAGCCUUAAAUUAUCCUUCUUCUCCUCCACACGUACUGAUAUUUCCUGUUCCAGCACAAGGCCAUGUAAACUCCAUGCUCAAGCUAGCCGAGCUUCUAUCUAUCUCCGGCAUCCACGUCACCUUUCUCAACACUGAUCGGAGCCAAGAACUUCUGACCCGUUUCACCGAUGUUCAAGCCCGUUUUACAAACAAAUAUCCAGGGUUCAAGUUCUUGACCAUAACUGACGGUCUUGAUCAUGACUCACCGGUGUUGGAUCCGGUCAUGGCUAUGUUUGACUCGAUGAAGCUGAAAAGCAAGCCGGUUUUCAAGAAAAUGUUGACUGAUAUUCGGCCGGAAGUUGAUUGUGUGAUAGGAGAUGGGAUUUUAGGGUUUAUUGCUGAGACUUGUUUUGAAGUUGGGGUUCCGGUUAUUCAUUUUCGUACGGUUAGUGCUUGUUGCUUCUGGGCUUGUUUUAAUAUGCCGGACAUGAUUGAAGCCGGUGAACUUCCGAUCCGAGGAGAAGAAGACAUGGACAGACUCAUAACGAAAGUUCCGGGAAUGGAAACGUUUCUUCGAUGCAGAGAUUUACCAAGUUAUUGCAGAAAAACCGACGUGAACGAUCCAUUGAUUCGAAUGGUUAUAGAAGCAACAAUGCAAUGCCGUCAAGUACACGCCCUAAUCUUCAACACAUUCGAAGAACUCGAAGGAGAUACACUAUCACAAAUACGCAACCAUUGCCCUAAAAUCUUCUCUAUCGGACCUCUCCACGAGCUUUUAAAUGUGAAACUUAAUACGCAAGAAACACAACAAUAUUCUUUGAACAGCCUAUCGGAAAUUGAUCGAAGUUGCAUGACAUGGCUUGAUGGUCAAGAAACGGGAUCCGUCAUCUAUGUAAGCUUCGGUAGCAACACAUCUAUAACCAAAGAACAAGUAACGGAGAUUUGGCACGGUAUUGCUAAUAGCAAGACCCGAUUUUUAUGGGUGAUAAGACCUGGCUCUGUUACCGAUAAGAAUGACGGUAGCAAAGACGAUGACAGUGUCGAUAAAAUUUCUCGAGAGCUUCAAGAGGGCGGCCCCAAAGAAAACGGAUACGUCGUAAAAUGGGCCCCGCAAGAAGAGGUGUUAGGACACAAAGCGAUAGGUGGAUUUUUGACACAUAAUGGAUGGAAUUCAACAUUGGAGAGUAUUGUAGCAGGUGUGCCUAUGAUUUGUUGGCCUAAUUUUGUUGAUCAAUUAGUGAAUAGUAGAUUUGUGAGUGAGAUUUGGAAAAUUGGAUUGGAUAUGAAGGAUGUUUGUGAUAGAAAAAUUGUUGAAAAAAUGGUAAAUGACCUUAUGGUGAAUAAGAGGGACGAGUUUGUGAAAUCUUCUAGUAGAAUGGCAGAAUUGGCUAGAAAAAGUGUGAGUGAAGGUGGGUCUUCUUGGAGUAAUCUGGACCGUUUGAUUGAAGAAAUAAGGGUGAUAAGUAGGCAAGGAGAUCAUCAUGAUUGACGGCUCCGAUUGUGUUUGGCAGUAUCUUUUUAAAAAUGUCAUUUGUAGUGAAUGAAGGUUUCCAGUUAAAGGGAACCGAUUUACUGCUGGAAAUAAAUUAUUGAAAAUAUAUUAAUUGAAUAAAUAUAAAUAAUUUUACAUAAAA